Bipolaris oryzae ATCC 44560 is the source of this 2730-nucleotide messenger RNA. RefSeq lists its product as uncharacterized. The transcript has 5 exons. The record is from RefSeq and is a predicted model, not a curated record. The coding region runs from base 1 to 2730 and encodes 909 amino acids. Gene Ontology annotation, molecular function: DNA-binding transcription factor activity, RNA polymerase II-specific; zinc ion binding; DNA binding. Gene Ontology annotation, biological process: DNA-templated transcription; regulation of DNA-templated transcription. NCBI's taxonomy places the organism in Eukaryota, Fungi, Ascomycota, Dothideomycetes, Pleosporales, Pleosporaceae.
AUGGCUGGCGAGAAUAAGACAUCGAGUACGCCCAAAGUGACUAAGCAACAAUCGGAAUCACAAGAACCCAAGUCGAGGAAAGACAGCAAGGCCGAUCAGAACGUGCCUGAGAAGACUUCUUCGAAAGAGAAGUCUUCAAAACCUCGCCACAGAGCAUCUAUCGCCUGUGCCUCGUGCCGAGACCGCAGGAUUCGUUGUGUGGUACCUUCGGGAGAGAAAGAGUGCACACAGUGUAAACGAUCAGGUGUAGAGUGCGUGAUCAAGAAUGACGAUGAGCGAAGAAGGCCCAUCUCGAGAGCAUACAUGUGCUCUCUCACCGACCGCGUCGCUCUUCUUGAAACCAUGCUGAAGGAGCGAGGCGAGGAAAUACCUCCAGCAAAUCAUCCACCCAAAACACGCCAUAGUGCUCCAAAUAUCGAGGAAGAAGCCACCUCACCAAGUCGAAAGGUUACCGAGCACACAACUGCACACAUCGACAACUCUAGCCCUGUUAGCCAGGAAAGCCCUCAGGAAGACUAUCCAGAAUUCGAGCAACAGGACUUCGGCCUCAGCCCCUAUAUCUCAAAUGGCGACGCAGACAGCGUAGGCUCGCCGCCUAUGCUACCUCCACCAAAAAAGGACGGCAUGGUCAACCGGCUCUUGUCCACACGCGGUCAUCUCUCCUUUGACCAGCUCAACGGGCGUCUUCGCUACUUUGGCCCAACAACAAACUGCCACGUGCACUCCGAGUCCAUCAACCCCUUGAACAUCACCCAGGAAUUCAAUGAGCAAGCCCGACGAGCAGAUAGAAUUAUCCGCUCCCUCCCACUUGAAACAUACGACUAUCUCAUGAACCUGUUUUGGCAAUUCUACAACCCAGUCCUUCAUGUACUUCACCAAGACGCUUUCAAUGAAGACCGCGAGAUGGGCCGCACCCAGUUCUAUUCUGGAUUCUUGCACGUCUGUGUUUUGGCUAUGGGGUUUCGCUUUGCUAACAAGAAGAGGCCGGAUAUCAAGAGAAUUAGUAUGCCUGGCAUGGAGAGUACGUUGCAUCGUGAGGCCAAGUAUAUGCUCGAUCAAGAGCUUGAGAGGCCCGGCGGAAUACCUAGUGUGAUUGCACUGCUGCUACUGGGAGAUUUGGAGUGCGGUGUUGGCAGGGAUAACAGUGGAUGGAUGUAUGCUGGCAUGGCUGUGAGACUUGCGUUUGACAUUGGUCUCCACCUCGACACACGUUCUCUAGGCCUCCCUCCGCGGGAGAUUGAGAUCCGACAGAUGACGCUCUGGGCCUGCGUGAUCUACGACAAAUACUGGGCACUCUUCCUCGGUCGCCCGACAUCUAUGAAGUCUGCGGAUCUAGAAAUAUAUCAUCUCACCAAGAAAUUUGAGCGUCUCGGCACUUGCCGCCCCGCUGGUCCUGAGAAGAGCAUGGAAACUAUGAUAUACGAGGCCCUUCUCGAUCUUAUGGAGCUCGCUGGUAAAAUAACGGAAAACAUGGAUCCCCAUCGUUCUCAAAUGACCAUGUCGGAUCCACAAACGGCGAUAGAUCGGAACCAAUACAUACGUAUGGCGGCUCUAGAUCGCGAGUUUAGCAGCUGGUAUGCUAGACUACCUGAGCAGCUUCGAUGGACGCCGAACAACAUCGCAACAGCACCCGUUAGCUUUUUCUUACUGCACCAGCAAUAUCACUCCAGUCUGAUCUUACUGCAUCGCCCUUUUGCACUCUACGAGGACCAAGCAGGUAACGAAAACGAACCGGACGACCAUUUCUCGACGCUGAGUAGGACGGUAUGCACGAAACAUGCAAUCAGAGUAGCGAGGAUAUAUUGGCAACAUCGCCAGCGAUUCGACACGAAGCAAAUCUUCAUCACUGGAAUGCAACACGCCGGCACCGCAGCAACCGCUCUCGUCGCCGCCCUAGCAUUCAUCAAAGACCCCAUCUCCCGCGCAAACAACAUGCAAUACCUCGAAUGCCUUGCCGCCGCCCUCUCCGACAUGGCCCAUACCUACCAACCCGCCGAACGCAUGUCCACCGUACUCCGCGCCGUAAUGGUCGAAUUGCGUGGCGGUCCGGACCCCCUCUCUGCAACAUCCUUCUCCAUCUACAAACCGCCCUCCAGCCUCAUCCCCGCGCGUCGAAGCAGCACCAUCGACACCGACACCGAUCUACCCUCAGGCAGUACACAGCCGUGGCACAAAAAACGGCAGAUGAGUUCAAGCAGCACAUCGCGUCCCCGCGCCAACACAUGCGGAACAAGACACAAACGCACAAUGAGUUCUAGCACAACAGCAACGACUCCACCCCUUCACUCCUCUCUAUCCCUUCAAGUUGCCGCACCACCCCUUCUUCCCCCCCGCUUCGACGACCACCAUCCAUCAGACAAUUACAUACUCAUGCCCCCUUCAUCUUCCUCUUCCGAUCCUCCACACUGGUGCCCGGAUCUCGGUCAUACCCUCUCCACUCCUUCCACAACCACCACCACUGCAUCCUCCUCGUCUCUAUCGCAACCAAGGCAUAACAGCUGGAUGCGCUCAGAGUACGAGGCUUCAGAUGCCAUUUCCGCGCUCGCUAGUGCGCAUUUUCCCGAGUUGAACGCGUUUGGUGACGAGUUGGGUGGUGCUGGGGGUGGUGCUGCAGGGGAAGGAAGGAUGAAUUUGGAUUUUAUGCCGCUGGGGGAGGAGUGGGAGGGGGGCGUGAUGGGUGGGGUGGGGAGUGAUUUGGAUGGGUUUCCGAUUCAGGGGAAGGCAUUUUGA